GACUGAAAUACAAAAAACCAAACAACACAAACAAACACACACAGAUAAACCCUAACCGCGGAAGCCGACGACCCGAACUUCUCGCGCCACACAGACUAAGCUUCAGCUUCAGCAAAAUCAGGACUUGAGAGAAUGGCCACCGACGAAGAGAAGCAGACGACGACGUUUAAGACUUUGGGGAUAUGCGACGAAUUGGUGGAUGCAUGUCAAAAAUUGGGCUGGACAGUCCCUACCCCAAUUCAAGUCGAAUCCAUGCCUUCGGCCCUUGAUGGAAAAGACUUGAUCGCACUUGCACAAACGGGUUCGGGUAAAACCGGAGCCUUUGCGCUACCAAUAUUGCAAGAGUUAAUAAAUUCUCCACAAGCAUUUUUUGCUUGCGUUCUGUCCCCGACAAGAGAGCUUGCAAUUCAGAUUGCUGAGCAGUUUCAAGCUUUAGGCUCAGAGAUUGGUGUCAAGUGUGCAGUGCUAGUUGGAGGAGUUGACAUGGUGCAACAAUCUAUCAAUCUUGCAAAGCGGCCACAUGUUGUUGUUGCAACACCUGGACGCCUCAUGGAUCAUCUAUCGAACACAAAAGGAUUUUCUCUUCGCUCAUUGAAAUAUUUGGUUUUAGAUGAGGCUGACAGGUUGCUUAACGAGGACUUUGAGAAAUCAAUUGAUGAAAUCCUGAAUGUCAUCCCCCGUGAUCGGAGAACAUACUUAUUUUCUGCUACCAUGACUAAAAAGGUCAAAAAGCUGCAACGGGCUUGUUUAAGGAACCCUGUGAAGAUUGAAGUAGCAUCAAAAUAUUCUACUGUUGACACACUAAAUCAGCAGUAUCGUUUUCUGCCGGCUAAGUACAAGGAUUGCUAUCUUGUAUAUAUUCUGACCGAGAAGUGUCAGUGUACAACAAUGGUAUUUACUCGUACAUGUGAUGCAACACAGCUUUUGGCUUUGAUGCUUCGAAAUCUUGGCAUAAGGGCCAUCCCAAUUAGUGGUCAUAUGACCCAGUCAAAAAGGCUUGGCGCCUUAAAUAUGUUUAAAGCUGGAGAGUGUAAUGUACUUAUUUGCACUGAUGUGGCCAGUAGAGGAUUGGAUAUUCCAUCAGUGGAUAUGGUUAUUAAUUAUGACAUCCCCACAAAUUCAAAGGAUUAUAUCCAUCGAGUAGGAAGAACUGCUCGUGCUGGACGAUAUGGGGUUGCCAUCUCUCUUGUGAAUCAGUACGAGUUGGAGUGGUAUAUACAGAUAGAGAAGCUUAUUGACAAAAAGUUACCCGAAUUCCCUGCUGAAGAAGAUGAAGUCCUGCUAUUGUUCGAACGUGUCAAAGAGGCCAAAAGACUGGCCCUGAAGAAAAUUAAAGACGGUGGAGGCAAGAAGAGGAAGGGUGAAAACUACGGUGAGGAGGAGGAUAUUGAGAAGUAUUUUGGUCACAAGGGUGGAAAGUCCAAGAAGUUUAAAUCAAGAUGAGAUUGGCUUCACUCCUCCGCUAACUUUUGUUAAUGGAAUUCUCAUUUCUGUAAUAUAUACUGAGCGAAGAACUUGUUCUAUCUUCCCUGUUGUUCGGAAGAGUGGAAAACAUUUUUGAAAUAGUGUUUUUUUUUCUUACUAUUUAUAAAAUUAUCAAUUUUUUAAA
Molecule: messenger RNA, 1609 nt
Organism: Prunus mume (Japanese apricot)
Lineage: Eukaryota; Viridiplantae; Streptophyta; Magnoliopsida; Rosales; Rosaceae
Product: DEA(D/H)-box RNA helicase family protein
Cellular component (GO): cytosol
Molecular function (GO): ATP binding; nucleic acid binding; RNA helicase activity
Source: RefSeq, a predicted model, not a curated record